AUCUCACAUAUAAAAAAUGACUGACAUUUCUUUACAAACUGCUGAUUUAAACAUGUCUCCAGAUAUAAUUAUGGGAACUUUGCAACAAUUAAGUAAAGUUCAGCAAUGUCUUUCAGCUUCACUUAACAGCAUUAAUUGUCAUGAAAAAUGUGAAGCGUCCAGUUUUACUGCAAUACAAGAAACAGAAUACAACAAAUGUCAAAAUGAAAAUGUUGAACAAGAGGUCAAAAUAGAGAAGAGUUUACAUACAUAUAGUAAGCAAGAGCGUGCAAAGAUGCUGGCUGAUGGUUACUCUUUUGAAAGGCAUAUGCUUGACAGAUUGUGGACAUUUUGUGGAUUAAUAUCAAUGUUUAUAUUAACAGUACAGUUGGUUUGCAGAUUUGACCCUACAGAUGUUGUUGGCAUAGUUAUAGCAUUAGUGCUGGGCGUACUAGUUACUGAUUUUGCUUCCGGUCUAGUUCAUUGGGGAGCUGACACAUACGGAGCAGUUGACUUACCCAUUAUUGGAAAGUCUUUUAUUCGGCCAUUCCGUGAACAUCACGUGGAUCCAACAGCAAUGACAAGACAUGAUUUCUUUGAAACAAAUGGGAAUAAUUUUAUGUUGAUUGUUCCAUUUGCUGUUAGAUUUAUUUAUAAAGGUUUUACACUCAGUGAACAUUUAUUACGGGAGCAUUAUCGAUUUGAUUUGUUCGCAUAUUCACUUAUGUGUUUUGUUAUAAUGACCAAUCAAAUUCACAAAUGGGCGCACACGUAUUAUGGUCUACCAAAAUAUAUUGAAUUUUUGCAAAAAUGGCAUUUGAUUUUGCCACGCAAGCAUCAUAGAAUACACCAUGUUGCUCCUCACGAAACAUAUUUCUGCAUCACAACAGGUUGGCUUAACUAUCCGCUGGAAAAAAUUAGCUUUUUCCCAACUUUCGAAAAAUUGAUUGAAGCGUUGACGGGUAUACCACCACGACGUGAUGACAUGAAAUGGGCUGGUAAAAAGGUUGAAUGAUGUUUUUCUAAAUAAAAUUUAAAAAUGUUUGAAAAUAGAAUCGAUUUGUUGUAUAAGUCUACUGCUCUCCUGCUCAUCGAUGUGAAUGUAUAUAUGUUAAAACAAAUGAUGAAGUUAGACGUUUAACCUAAAUUAUUGCAAAUUUUACUUUAUAUCUCCCUAAUUUACUUUAUAUCUCCCUAAUUGUUAUUAGACUUUUAAUUUUGUGACAUAGUUGAACUAGAUGUUAGAAUUAUUAUCUCUUAUUUAUCAAUUCUUGUAACAAAAUGUCUCUUAAUUUUGUUAUUAUUAUAUAACACGCUCCAUAUUUUUAUAUUUUGUGACAAGUAAUUGACUAAAAUUUUCCUAAAUUGUUGAAAUUUUUAUUUAUAAUUUUUUUUUAUUUGUUUUUUUAAUUUUUUAUUUGGCAGUUAUAGUUAUAAUGCUUUUAAAUUUUGAAUAUUCAAGAUAUUUAGAAAAAUACAAAAAAAUUAAAAAAUCAAAAAUAACUAAACAAUUUUUUUUAUUUUUUGGUUGAACGCAUGUAUGAUUUUUUAGACGAUAUACAAGAACUUGGACAUGUGAA
Messenger RNA from Hydra vulgaris (swiftwater hydra), 1559 nucleotides. Its product is annotated as plasmanylethanolamine desaturase 1. Gene Ontology annotation, molecular function: oxidoreductase activity. The record is from RefSeq and is a predicted model, not a curated record. NCBI's taxonomy places the organism in Eukaryota, Metazoa, Cnidaria, Hydrozoa, Anthoathecata, Hydridae.